This is a messenger RNA of Erigeron canadensis, 1304 nucleotides long. RefSeq names its product jasmonate-induced oxygenase 2-like. NCBI's taxonomy places the organism in Eukaryota, Viridiplantae, Streptophyta, Magnoliopsida, Asterales, Asteraceae. Bases 116 to 1192 code for a protein of 358 amino acids. The transcript has 3 exons. The record is from RefSeq and is a predicted model, not a curated record.
CAUCUCAUCCUUUAAAAAAAAGCAAAAAACAAACAAACACUUGACACAUCUCAUGCAAUAUAUAUACUCACGUAUAACCUCAUCUUUCUGAUAUAUCCACCUAGCCAAAUUACACAUGAUGAGUUGCCCAAGCACUUGGCCAGAACCCAUUGUACGAGUCCAACUAUUGUCGGAAGCCGGGUACCCGGUGAUCCCAAAUAGAUAUGUUAAGCCAAUAUCCGAACGACCAUCUUUUGACACAAAGUCAAACAACUUAAACAUUCCUAUAAUUGAUCUUUUCGGAUUGAUAAAUGGUGAUAGAGCAAGCCAAAAGGUCAUAAUGGACCAAAUCUCCUUGGCGUGUCGUGAGUGGGGUUUCUUUCAAGUAGUGAAUCAUGGAAUCGACCCUGAACUAGUCGACGGGGCUCGAGAAGUUUGGAGGAAGUUUUUUCAUCAACCUAUGGAUGUGAAGCAAAAAUAUGCAAACUCACCAAAGACUUAUGAAGGGUAUGGGAGUCGUUUAGGGCUCCAAAAGGGUGCGAUCCUUGAUUGGAGUGAUUAUUAUUUCCUUCACUAUCUUCCUUCAAAUCUUAAGGAUCAUAACAAGUGGCCUUCACAACCAAGUUACAUAAGGGACAUAACAGAAGAUUACUCGAAGGAAAUUGUGAGGCUAGGGAAGGUCUUGCUAAAGGUAUUCUCGACAAAUCUAGGACUACAAGAAAAUUACCUUCAAGAUGCAUUUGGUGGUGAUGACAUCGGGGCAUGCUUGAGAGUGAACUUUUAUCCAAAAUGCCCACAACCCGACUUGACCCUAGGACUAUCAUCUCAUUCGGACCCGGGUGGGAUGACCUUCCUACUCCCAGACGAGGAUGUUAGCGGGCUCCAGGUCCGAAAAGCUGGUGAGUGGAUCACAGUGAAACCGGCCCGACAUGCAAUUGUUGUCAACAUCGGAGAUCAAAUCCAGGUUUUAACCAAUGCUACAUAUAAGAGUGUGGAGCACAGGGUGAUUGUAAACCCAGAUAAAGAGAGAGUGUCAUUAGCUUAUUUCUUCAAUCCGAAAAGUGAUUUGCUUAUUAAGCCAGCAACCGAGCUUGUUACAUUGACGACACCCGCGCUUUACCAACCGAUGACUUUUGAUGAAUAUAGACUUUUCAUUCGAACCAAAGGUCCACAAGGAAAAUCCCAAGUUGAGUCUUUAAAAUCUCCUAGAUAAUCGACUUCAUGUCUCAGUUUCAUGAUUAUAUUAUGAUGUGUAUCGUACUUUCUUGUAAUUGUUAUUUACGUGUUAAAUCUGUAAUCAAGGGGUAGAAGACUAUUGAUCGUUA